GUUGAUUUCUGCUCUGAUUAUCUAAUGAAUUUCACUUAACUUUGUUUGUACAUUGAAUAAAUUGAAUCAUACUGAGAGGAAAGUUCUUUAUUUCAUGAUGAUCAUUUAGUUAGAUAUAAAAAUAUAUGUAGUUAUUACAUCAAGUUUAAUGGAACUGAGAUCAACAUGGAAAAUUAGUGGAAUACUGAAAUCAUUUAAUGUUAUGAACUGCCUGUAGACAACAAGACUCUCAAUUAGAUGACUUUUUUUUUCCUGAAAUACAUUUCACGUGAAAAAUUAUCAAAAAUAAAUGAUCAAAUUGUAAACCAGAAUAGCAAAAGAGUUUAUUUCAACGUUAUCUCAAGAUUGGCAGACCAAUAGUUCUACGAUGAAAUCUAACAAAUCCAUAAUCGAAAGAACUUGAGAUCUGUCUUGCAUAUUUAUUUUUCACUGUUGAAAGAUACCAAAUGGAGUGACACAUUUGGAAUUAAACCAUGUAAUCAAGGAUAUCUAUGAAGUAUGGUAAACCGAUACAAUGCUGGACACCGCAAGAAUUUACUAGAGCAUGGGAAGAGUAUGCAGAAAAUUAUUGUUGGGUAGCCAGUACAUAUUUUAUACAUUUAACCAGAUAUCCAACAUCGAAUAUAUUGGUGUCACAGUCUAAUUUUAUGCCAAACGGUUAUAUAGAUACAAAUGGACAACGUGUAUUACAGCCUUAUUCAAUAUUUCCAAAAUUUUCAAGACCAAAAGCUGGUGAAUUACCAAGUGAUGGUCGAUUAAUUAGUUAUUAUCAAUGGGCUCCUAUUCUAUUAGCAGUUCAAUCAUUUUUAUUUUACUUACCAUGCCUUAUUUGGAGACUUUUUGCUGGUCAAUCUGGAUUUCAAGUGAAGAGGAUAAUGCAGUUUGCUUCAGAGGCAGCCCAGGCAGCUCCAACCGAAGGUGAUACUUCGUGUCAGCCGCAAACUCAGUCAAGCCAAGUUGAUCAGGUCAACCAAAGCAAAAAACGAACCUCCGUCAUUGCUUUAAACACUAUGGGUUUUUCAAGUUCCGCUCCGAAUUCUAGCUUUUCUGCAACUAAAUCAGUAAAAACCUUGGCUCGUUAUUUAGAUAUGUGUUUCAUGAGACAACGGGAACUACGUCGAGCUUUUAUCGUUGGUCCAGAUCAAAAGCUCAAGAAAAAUAGCUAUAGUACUCGAACAAAGUCUUCUAAAAGUCAGAGUGGAUUUUACCUUCCAGAAAUAGAAAGUGGUGUCUUUAGACAUGGUCAAAGAAGUAUAAAUCGUAUUCACAGCAGUGCUUCGAGUAGAACUAGAUCGGGGUUAGCUUCAGAGCUAACAGAAUAUGAACAAAAUUCAACAGUUCAAAGACUGGCAAUACAUCAAAGGAAAAGGUGCUUUACAUUUUCUUCUUGUUUUCGCAAACCUUGCAGAAAGCGUAAGUCAACAUCCAGUUAUCAACAGUACAGCAACAAAUCAUCUAAGUUAACACCUCAAACAAGUUUACCAGAUAAUUUGGAAACAGUUGCGAUGCCAAAUAGUUACUAUUCUGCUCAUAAAAGUUUUGGUGAUUGUUCGCAGACUGUGAAUGAGUUGACGAUCGAAGAACCUUCGCAAAAUUCAAGUACUUGUUGUCCAUGCUGGGGAACACGUACACCGAAACAUCCACAAAGAGCUCAUACCACCCACAUACCGCCGUGUAGGUAUCAAGGAAAUUUUCUUGUUCGCUUAUAUAUGCUCGUGAAGUUAAUUUAUUUAUCCAAUGUAAUUGGACAAAUUUUUCUGCUCGAGUAUUAUACUGGUGUGGAAUAUAAUUUUUAUGGAAUUAGAGUACUGUAUGAUCUCGCCAGAGGAAGACAAUGGGAAGAAUCUGGUCAUUUUCCUAGAGUGACAUUCUGUGAUUUUGAAGCAAAGAAGCUUGCGCAAAGUCAUUACUAUACUUUGCAAUGUGUUCUCCCAAUCAAUAUGUUCUUAGAGAAGAUAUACAUAUUUUUAUGGCUGUGGUUUUUCUUAGUCGGCAUUGUCACAUUCAGUAGUAUUAUUAUAUGGAUUAGAAGAAUAGGUACAAGGACUGUCAGACUUACUUGGAUUCAACAACAGUUAAUAACUAUACGUCAAUAUGACAAAUUCGAAAAAAGUUUUGAACAGUUUGUUGAUAAUCAUAUGGGUCCAGAUGGGGUAUUUUUACUUCGAUUGAUUGCACAAAAUUACGGAGAUUUAGUAGCAGGUGAUACAAUCGGUGAAUUAUGGAUGGCUUAUUGGCAAAGACGAUUAACCGUUUCGUCAGAGCGUAGACUUACGGGGAGUAUUUCAAGAAAACCACCAUCACCAGCUUCUACAUUUAAUAGGUUUGAUCAGCCUCUACCGUCAGAUACAUAUACUAAAAACCCGUCGUUAAGAAACCAGAACAAUGAAACAUAUCCAAUGCAAAUGACUUUAACAAAGGGACAGAUAGAACACAAAACCUCUAAGCAAGGUAAGAAAGAUAAAUCGCGACGUAUGGCCACUGCAUCAGGUUUUCCAGCAGCCUUACUUGCCACGGAGAUGGUACAUCCAGUAGAUCGUUUCGGUGUACCUUUAAUAGCAGCUACUCGCAAGCCACCAUCUUUGCCUUCUAGGUCAUCAUCAAGAUAUAGUCAAAGAAGUAGAUCAAGGGAACGAUCAGAAUCACCUCCGCCAAUACCCCAAAGGUCUCCUGGAUGCGAAAAUUACAGUUUUAGUGAUAGACAAUCGAUAAAAGACUUUGAACAUCAAAGUGAACACUCAUCUGUAAUUUAUCCAAUAUCUCCUACUGGACCGGAUGAAGAAGAAAUUGUUGACCAUCAGGCUGACGCUAUUGUAGAAAACGAUCAAACAGUUAAUAUUCAAGGAUCCUUCGAAUAUGAAGAUCCACAAGGAAAUAUUUACACUGAAAAUCAUGAUAAUGAAUACGCUGAAGAUGUUCAGAAUGAUGAUAAUAUUGUAUGAAAUGUAAAUUUUUAAAUAUUAUGGAACAAUAUUUUUUUAUUUGACCUCUGUCACUUCAGUCUUUCAUGCUAAAAUAAUCUUAUAAUAACUGUAUAGUAAUUUGUUUUUUUACAGAUGUGUAUCCUAUGAUUGUAAAAUUAAAACUGAUUCCAUUAUUUGUUUUAUAUAAUAUUAGCUUAUUACAUAGUGUUGGCUGAACAUUGUAUUGAGGCAAAAUAUUUUUAAAUAAUGUUUUGCAUUACCUGUUGGCUUUUCGAAUAGGUUAUAUAUAUCUUGAAAUAUGCUUUAUUCACUAGGGUAUAUAAAACGGUUGAGUUUAGUUUUACAUUUGAAGAUAAAGUGCGGGGAAUUGAAUUAAUCUGUCUUUCGUUAUUGCAGUUUAAUGUAGAAUUAGCAUAGUUGGUUCUUUUAAGUAACUCAUGAUAUUUUAUGCUAAUUUUACUUUUACUUAUACAAAUAUUGAUGGGAUAAUUUGCUUUAAUGGGAGGUGAUAAUAAACUUGAUGGACCAUAAUAAAAUACUAUUGAAAACCAGGUUUUCAAUGGUGGCCUGACUUAGAUUGACUUGUGAAUUCAACUUUGAGAAUUAUAUCAAUUUGUAAUAAAAACUAUUGUUAUAGUGAUCGAUUCCCUUUUAAACUAUCUACAUAAAUUAUUUAAAAGGUGUGGUAAAUUAAUCUCACUUUAAUCCAGUCUUAGACGUUUUAUGACUAGUUAGUACUCAUCAUAGUAGAGGUUUUGUUGUGUUUGUGGUAAUAAUGUCCACAAAUAGUAAAAACAAAGUUCAAAAUACAACGAAUUGACUCAAUUUAAAUGUAUUCCUCAUGAAUGUCCAGACGAUGAUAAACCUUCC
Schistosoma rodhaini is the source of this 3794-nucleotide messenger RNA. NCBI's taxonomy places the organism in Eukaryota, Metazoa, Platyhelminthes, Trematoda, Strigeidida, Schistosomatidae. The record is from the annotation of a GenBank genome assembly.